CUCCUUGCCCACACCUUAUUCGUGGACGUUCGUGGUCAUGUCCAACUAUGAGCAAUUACAUCGACAAUGCAGGACCCUAGAAAAUCUUUUCGACACAAAGCUCACUUCGUAUUCUCAAAUUGUCUCUGCAAUAUCCAGGUCAACCGACGAUGUGGAAGCCAGUGGGUCCAGAGAACGAUGGAAGGACCUUGAAAUAGAGUUAGACGAAUUACUUGAGAAGCUUGAAGAAAUAAAUGAACAGCUACUUGCACUUUCCAAGAAACCCGACAGUCUCUCACCCUCAAUGCUGCGCGCCGUCGAGAACCACAGAGUAGUUUACCAGGGCAGUUCCAGAGAGUUGCAACGUACCAAGGCCAACGUUAAGAAUGCACUGGACCAAGCGAAUCUGUUGAGUGGUGUUCGGAAUGAUAUUGAUGCAUAUAAGUCUUCCGCUGCAGACUCUUUAUUGGCUGAACGUGGACGGAUUGAUAGUUCGCACCGAAUGGCUGAUGAAAUAUUGGAACAAGCUUAUGAAACACGGGCAGAAUUCAGUAGGCAAGGGGUAUCGUUGGCUGGAAUCAGCACGAGGAUGGUGAACGUACUGAACUCAAUGCCCGGCAUCAAUAACGUCGUUGCGAUGAUAAAGUCAAGGCGACGGCGAGAUUCCAUCAUUAUGGGCGUUGUCAUUGGAUUCUGUAUUCUCCUACUUCUCUCAUACCUAUGGAAUUAAUAUAUUUGUUCAUACAUUCUUAAUAUAUUAUGUACACUUUCCUAUACCUUCUACUAUCCUGAUUCGUCCCCUGAAGGCUCGUCAUCACUCAAUCCAGUCCUCUUUUCCCUAUUCUUUUUGGGACUUGCGACAGGUGCAUGGUUACCCAAUCGAAACUUCUUCCAGUUUCUCUCCAGCAGACGCACUGCACCCCAGUCAGAAUCGGCAACAUUUUCCACCCAUUCGGUUUCUAGGUUCCAUCCUUUGACGUCGGCCACUGUCCGUAACAUGUCCCACGUUCUUUCCGUGCACAUUGAGAUAUCAUGGAAAUCGCUUUCCACAAGCACACGAUCAGGAGAACAGGCUUCAAUCAGGGCUCUGUGACUCGGGGACCUGCUGUUGAUACCAG
This is a messenger RNA of Marasmius oreades (fairy-ring Marasmius), 1097 nucleotides long. RefSeq lists its product as uncharacterized. The transcript has 6 exons. The coding region runs from base 38 to 709 and encodes 223 amino acids. Gene Ontology annotation, molecular function: SNAP receptor activity. Gene Ontology annotation, cellular component: Golgi medial cisterna; SNARE complex; cis-Golgi network. Lineage: Eukaryota; Fungi; Basidiomycota; Agaricomycetes; Agaricales; Marasmiaceae. Gene Ontology annotation, biological process: endoplasmic reticulum to Golgi vesicle-mediated transport; vesicle fusion. The record is from RefSeq and is a predicted model, not a curated record.